UUAAUUUCUUUUCAAAAUUUCUAUAAACGUCAAAAUAUAAAACGUCUUAUAAAAUAACCAAUAAAAUUCUCCUGAGCAGAGACUAAAAUAAAAUCGAACGUGUUCAUACAUUUUCUAAAUUUCUAAUUUUUUAAUAAUCAUAAUAACUGUACAAAUACUGGGUACAGCUAAUUACAUAAUCAUGAAACACGUGUAUCGGCGAAAAAAAUAAAUGCAGAUUUAGAGGUUACAUCUCAAAGAUAUUUGUGCGAGGAUAGAAAUUGCAUAAUUUCCCCGCGUGAUAUCUCGUAUUAAACUCACCGUAUAUCUUCUCCCUGUCUUUCGCGGACUUCACAACGGACGUUCUUGCGGCAUCCAUCGGUUCCGCCAUCGCAUUUGAGGGAAAAAAAAAAUCAUUGGCCGGUUAUUCCGCCAUUUUUAAAUGAAGCGUCCACGGAACGUCGUCUCGUCCACUUCGUUUACUACACAUGCGGGAUAACUGCGCGAUACAAUUCCAUAUGUCAAAAGUGAUCGGAGAGACUGUCGGGAUUUUCCUUUGACGUUUCGUGACAUUUGACAAAUCGUGCAAAUCGGCUCCGCAAGUUCUGCGGAUUCUCGAUCAGCUGAUCCGGAAAUGGAAGGCGAGACGAAGCAUAAUAUCGAUGAACUCGUCGACGACUUGAAACGCGCUGUGAGACUUGAUGCUACGCAGGAAAAUGAAUGCUCCAACAUCGUUGAAAUGUUGGAUUCUAUAGCAAAUACCAGCAAAACUUUAACUGGAGAGGCGUUGGAGCUGGUCAUUAAUGAAGUUUUUCUGACAUUGCUUGGACACAAGUCUAAACAGAUUGUAGCAAAAACGGCAAAAGCCAUUGCAGAGAUUGCAAAGACUGAAAAGGGAAGAGAGAAAUGUACCAAUAUAGCGUUGAUACAAGCAUUGAUCGAUUUACUGAAGAAAAAAGAUAUAGACAUACUGACUCAGGCUUCAAGAGCUCUAGGAAAUAUCUGUUACGAAAAUGAGAAUGGUAAGAAACUGGUGCGGGAACAGGAUGGAUUAAAAAUAAUUUUAACAAUGCUGAAGAAAAGUAUUGCAUUAAAAAAUGUCGAGGGUGCAAGCUUUCUGCGAAACGUAGCUGCUGGUUCUUUAUUAAAUUUUUUGGUGGAUCAGGAAGCAUUGCAUCAAGAGGCACUCAAAGAAGACAUAGUACCCAUAAUUAGCAGCAUCUUGGAGGAAGAUGGGACCAAUGGUGGCGAAGCGGCUGUGCACGCAUUACUCACUCUUAGUUUAUUGAAUGACGCAAACAUCAUAUUUCUCGACGAGAGAUUAACGAGAAUUUUGAUGGAUGUAUUAGUCAGUGACACUUCCUCUGAAUUAUGUGAAAUGUGCUUGGAAUUAUUACAUGGUCAGGCGGAAGAUGAAAAAACAAAGCUGUUGCUAGCCAAAACAGGAGUGUGCGACUUGCUCCUAAAAUUAUUAGAAAAACAUGGUCCGCACUGCAAUGACGAAGAAACACGAUUAGUCCUAAAAGUUGCUUGCAACUUAAUAGUUUUAAUCUUAACUGGAGAUGACAGUAUGAACUUUCUUUACAACGAUAGCAAAGGCGAUGUCUACAGAAAGUUGGUGGAAUGGCUGGAGAGCAUCGAUGAAGACUUACAGAUCACCGCAGUUUUAGCUAUGGGCAACUUUGCACGCACCGAUAUACAUUGCAAACAUAUGGUCGAACAAGGUAUUCAUCGGAAGCUGCUGAAGCUUCUUCAAAGGAACGACAGCAAGUCCGGCGACAUUAGAUGCCAGCACGCCUUGCUUAGCGCAUUACGCAAUCUCGUCAUACCUACGGACAACAAAUCACUGAUACUCGCCGACGGUUUGAUCGAUACACUCUAUCCGAUGCUGGACAUCCCUACUUUUCCCGUUGUUUUCAAAUUGCUGGGAACCCUUAGGAUAGUCAUAGACGGUCAAAGAGAAGCAGCAAUCUCCUUAGGACAAAGGGAGGAUCUAAUCAAGCGAGCAGUUGAAUGGUGCAGUAUUGCGGACCACCCUGGCGUUCAGGGUGAAGCGAAUAGAUUGAUCGCUUGGAUAAUGAACAACAGCAGGGACAAGCAGAUCGCCUUGUCAAUCAUUAAGUACGGAGCGGUGAGACACUUGGUUAAUAUGCUUCUGGCACAGCAUGCAUUAAUGCAAAAUGAAGCGAUACUAGGUCUGACGAUAUUGACGAGGAUCUGUUUGAUGGAAUCUGAGGAGUUGCUGAUCGAAGCGGACUUUGGAAGCAACAUGCGCGAAUUUUUCCAAACGCGCGCCGAUAAUCUCGACAUACAUAUUGUGUUAAACGCGCUAUCCCUGUUGGAUGGCGUUGUUCAAUCAGAUCAGUUAAAAACACAUCUGAAAAACUGUGGACUAGCCGAUGCAUGUAAAGCUUUGCGGUUGCACAAAAAUGAAAAUAAUGAUAGUACGGAAAUCUGGACACGUGUCACUGCACUGUGCACUGUUCUGGGUACGAGCUAGGAACUCGAACUUGCUAAAAGUGUUCUAAAAAAAAAAAACUGGGUGACCAAAUCAAACCACAUAAUGCAUUAAUAUGCUUGCCAUUGAUUGUAUCUUCCAUUCAUUCCAGCAAUUACGCAAACUUCUCCAAUGACCAAAUCAUCAUUCAAACUUGAUCCACAGAUUGAUGUACAUUGUAAGAUGUACUUUAUUUAUUGAGAAAUACAUAUUCUAUUGAUGUA
Molecule: messenger RNA, 2700 nt
Organism: Nylanderia fulva
Lineage: Eukaryota; Metazoa; Arthropoda; Insecta; Hymenoptera; Formicidae
Gene: vimar
Product: visceral mesodermal armadillo-repeats
Biological process (GO): positive regulation of GTPase activity
Molecular function (GO): guanyl-nucleotide exchange factor activity; protein binding
Source: RefSeq, a predicted model, not a curated record